Molecule: messenger RNA, 3352 nt
Organism: Oppia nitens
Lineage: Eukaryota; Metazoa; Arthropoda; Arachnida; Sarcoptiformes; Oppiidae
Product: protein FAM135A-like
Exons: 7
Coding region: 53-3352 (1099 amino acids)
Source: RefSeq, a predicted model, not a curated record
AUUGAUUAAAUUCUAUAUUAUAUGUGAAUAUAAUAGUGUUGUGACAAACAUAAUGUCAGAAUUGCAGGCAAUUAUAGAAUAUUCCAUACAAUUGAAUAAAUUCGUUAAUAUAGACCUUUUUCAACGCGGUUACUAUCAAAUACGAGUGUCUCUAAAGCUGUUAAACUGCAAACAAACCCAUAAGAUUGAAGUCAGUAUCAGCGAUAAGAAGACUCAUACGUGUCAUACAUCUCAAGCCACUUCUUCGUCAACCGACGAGUCCAACGAUGUCUGUCCACCUCAAGAGCCAAACAUAGUGUUUCCUCAAUGUAUUGUUAAUGGAUGUGCGGUCAGCAAAACAUUUCAAAUAUUGUAUAAGAAUGAAGAAGUACUUCUCGAUGAUUACGUCUCCUUUAAAGUCAAUUUGAUUGUCGACUCAAAGGACUGCUUAAAACAGGUCCGCAAAACAAACUUUGUCUUAGAUGUUGAGCUGUGGUUCACUGAUCAAGAGUUUGGUGCCGAUCACCACAACUCAAUUGAAUGCGUGUCUUCACGACAACUGAUUCUCCACUUUGAUAUAUGUCGUGGUCUUCAUUAUUAUCUUCCAGUAAUGUUUGAUUAUUUUCAUUUAUCUGCACUCAAUCUUGCAAUUCAUGGAUCAUUGCUUACACUUUGUCAACCAUACAUCAGUACGAAGAGUUCAAAAUCGGACAAAAAGUUUGGUAAUUCAGUUCACGCGACGCCAAUCAAUAGCUGUAACUUUGGUUACGAAUCCAUUCUUAACAAUCCAUCCAAUAGUAGUAAUAAUAAAUCUAACGAUGAGAUUAAAGAAAUCCGUUAUAGAAGAGCACAACUGAUCCAUUGGAGACUUACUGCCAUAUUAUUGUCAUCCAUACAGAGCUUAAAACGUAAAACAGAUGAAUACUAUGGUCUAUUGGCUCCGUGGCAACAGAUCCGAUGCAAACAGCAACCAAUCACUCCUAGUAUUGAUAAUCUGAGUAAAUUGGCUCAAGAAUGCUAUAAAUCGAUUCUCAUCAACGAAUCGAAUCCAUCCAAUGAUUUCAUAUCAUUUCAAAACGAUUUAUUCAUUAUAAACGACUCAAUAAAACCCGAAGACUUUAUAUCGACAGUCGAGAGCGAUAUGGCCUACCUCUGCGGUGUAGCCAUACUUUUGUGGCAACAAUUCUUGACUGUAGUCUACAGUUCCGACCGAAUCAAUCAACAUCUUUCUAAAGUACAUCACUCGCAACGGAUUAAGAGAUUCUCUGAAGCCUUCUUUUGCAUUGAAAAAAACAAAAAGAAUUUACACUCUAUUUGUGACAAUAAUACUACUCUUUUCAAUGAAAUCAGUGAACAGAUCCGAAAGUCACCAUAUCUUUCAUUAUUACCUCCUUGUGAUGUCGAGUGUGUGGCACUCGAUGGCGAUUCAACAACACUUCCCAUUAUAUAUGAAGAGAAGUUUGACUCAGAAGUGACUGCAAAUAGGAUCUCAACACUCAGUAGUUUGUAUUUUGACGACACUUUUGAUAAUAUAUUGAAAUUAAACGGCGAGACCUCGACUACAGUCAAGCGUAAUAUGAGAGAGAAAAUAUUAAAUAACAUUUCAAAACUUAAUUUUGGUACUUAUGGUAAACUCAAGGAAGAGUAUAGCCCUAUAACUACUAGAGCUUCAAUGACUAACUUAUCUCCAACUGGAGAUAUGUCUCCAAAAAUUAUGUCCACAAAUACAAUCAAGAAUGUAACUAAAGAAUCGGUGACUUUAGUUAGUUAUAAAAAUAUUGAUAAUUCAGAUAAUAAUAGUGAAUCUAAUACUAAGUCAACAAAUGUUUCAAUCAAUAACUUUACAAACGAGUCAAUGAUUUCUAACUCCUAUUCAAUGAAUAACAUAAAGUCACAAAUUGGCAAAAGAAUGGUUAACAGCGAGUCUUUACCUGAUUUAAGUACAAAUGAAGUGUUUCUUAACAUUAAAAAGCAAAUAUUUUUGCACCAAUCAAGCCAUACACCCACCAGACCUGUCAAACCUCCUCAUCAAUUCAGAGACAACAAAUCAAAGAGUGAACGUAAAUCGGGCGAAGAGUUUCGCGGAACUAUGUAUUUCCCGAAACCUCCCAAACAGUUUACAAUAGAUGAGACCGAUGAACCCGAUGACCAAAAUUUGCAAAUUGAAACCAAAGAAUUACCAAAUGGUGUAAGAAAUUUAUGUAAUAAUAAAAUAACAAAUACACAAAAAAAUAACCCAAAGAUUGGUGAAGAUAUUGGUAUAAAUGAGAGUAAAUAUACACUUCUCGAGCUUUUAAAGUCAAAUAAAUGUCUUAUUUGUGGCAAAUUAAAGUGUGGCUGUUGUGAUGACUCCGAUACUCUGCCAUCAUUAAGAAGAGUGUCACAAAUUGGUUCAGAUCUCGUGUCGUUUGUUAAGGCAAAAGAAGAUUUUCGACAACAAAUAUCUUCGAAGACCAACGGAUGGCUUAUUUAUAGCGAUUUUCCGAGUCUGGCCUCUCGUAUACCUUAUUUUCAAUGCGAUUCUGACUUUCGUUCAUUUAGUUCACAGAAGGACGGUCUCCAUCUGAUAAUAUGUGUUCAUGGAUUGGACGGCAAUAGUGCGGACCUGCGUUUGGUGAAGACAUAUCUUGAGUUGGGCUCUCCGACCACAAACUUUGAGUUUUUGAUGUCUCAGCGAAAUCAAGGCGAGACCUUUGAUAACUUGGAUUUGUUGACACAACGACUCGUUCAGGAAAUCAAUUAUCACAUUGAAGUAUACGCUCUAAAGCCGUCCAAAAUCAGUUUUAUCGGUCAUUCAUUGGGAAAUAUCAUAAUCCGUUCGGCGUUAACCACUAAACAUGAUUUCAUUGAGCGCUGGAGAGACAAACUCUACACUUUCCUAUCACUCAGUGGACCACAUCUUGGACUUCAAUAUAAUAACAGUGGACUCGUCAAUAUGGGUUUAUGGUUUAUGCAAAAGUGGAAAAAGUCUGGAUCGCUGUUACAGUUGGCGAUGAAGGACUCAAGUGAUCCGCGACAGACAUAUUUGUAUCGCUUGAGUCUCGAACCGGGUUUAGAGUACUUCAAGAAUAUUCUGUUGUGCGGCUCAUCACAGGACCACUACGUGCCCAUACAUUCAGCACAUAUUGAACUGUGCAACGCAUCACUCAAUGAUACCUCUCCUAAUGGUAUAGCGUAUCGAGAAAUGGUUAGCAAUUUAUUGCAUCCAUUAAUGAGUAAAUCUAGUAUUAAAUUAAUACGUUAUGACGUCCAUCACUCUCUGACCAGUAAUGCAAACGCACUGAUAGGACGUGCGGCACAUAUUGCUGUUUUGGACUCAGAGUUAUUCAUUGAAAAGUUUAUGGUUGUCACUGGACUCAAAUAUUUUAUCUAA